Microthlaspi erraticum is the source of this 1083-nucleotide messenger RNA. NCBI's taxonomy places the organism in Eukaryota, Viridiplantae, Streptophyta, Magnoliopsida, Brassicales, Brassicaceae. The record is from the annotation of a GenBank genome assembly.
AUGGAGAGGAAAAGCAUUCAUUGGGAUCUCGUAGAGGAGAUACUCUCUAGGGUUCCCGUUAAAUCUGUAGCACGAUUAAGAUCAACAUCGAAAGAAUGGAACACUCUGUUGAAAUCUGGGAGCUUUGCUAAGAAACACUCUGCUAAUGCACCAAAGGAGUCUCUGACCAUCAUGCUGUUGGAUUCUAGGGUUUUCUUAGUAAAAGUCAAUCUUCAUGGAAUCCACGACGGUUUUGCUCCAUCUGUUAAGGUAGCAGGUCAAUUCAACCUUAGAGAUCCCUUUUCAAAACAUUCGCAAGUCCAUAUAGAUAACAUAUAUCACUGCGUCGAGGGCUUGUUGCUAUGCACCACAAACGAAAACAGACUACUUGUGGUUUGGAAUCCAUGUUCAGGGGAAACCAAGUGGAUUAAACCGAGAGAAAGCUACACUAAGUUCGACGAUUAUGCUCUUGGUUACGACAACGAAUCUUCUUGCAAAAAUUACAAAAUACUGAGGAUGAUUCGCCCAGCCUCCCUCCUUGUCAAUGAGUGUGAGAUAUACGACUUUGCCUCUGAUUCUUGGAGGGUUCUUGUUGUCACUAGGGAAUGGGCCUUAUCUUGUCGUGGCAUGUCUAUGAAGGGAAACUCUUAUUGGGUUGCUCAUGAUGGUACUAGGAUUUUCUUACAAAGUUUUGAUUUUUCAGCAGAGAGAUUUCAAACUCUGUCUCUGCCUCAUGAGUUUCCUUAUUCGUCAGGUGCGACUUUAUCAGUGGAUGGAGAAGAGCAACUAUGUCUGUUUGGUAGUUCUAGCAAUAACUUAGAUGUAUGGGCGACAACUAGACCAGGAUCAGUCAUGUCAUGGAGGAAGUUGUUAACUGUGAAAGGUGAAUUUCUGUUUUGGCAUAAUAUGAGUUUCUUGGCCGACGAGCAGAAGAAAGCUGUAGUAUGUUGCAACAAGUAUCGCCGCCCCGCCAAAAGCAAAUGCUUAGACAUUGUGGGAGAAAAUAAACACAUACAAGUGGAUCCUCUUGAUGGAGAUUCUUCAUGCAUAUCAUCAUAUUGCUCAGUUAUUCUUAAUUAUGUUCCAAGCUUGCUUCAUAUCUAA